Messenger RNA from Lycium ferocissimum, 2349 nucleotides. RefSeq lists its product as uncharacterized. The record is from RefSeq and is a predicted model, not a curated record. NCBI's taxonomy places the organism in Eukaryota, Viridiplantae, Streptophyta, Magnoliopsida, Solanales, Solanaceae. The coding region runs from base 1 to 2349 and encodes 782 amino acids. The transcript has a single exon.
AUGGCUGACGUCGGACAAUCUGGUCACGUUAAUAACACCGAAAUUGUGGCAGAAAAUGAGGGGAGCGAGCCACGGGGAUUACCAAAUCUUGCUGACCCGGACCCCGUUAACUCGAGGGAGGGGCUCAAUCGACAAAACACCGUGGAUCAAGAGAAUGCCGCCCUACCGGCCACUGAUCCUCUAAGAACUCAUAACUCCGUCACAUUGUCUCGGACCCAAAGCCAGAGGGAACCGGAGGCACCGAAUGACGGCAUUAAUUUGCGUCUGAUUUUUGAGAUGUUGCAGGAACAAAGAGCAGCAAUCGCCGAGCAAGGAAUGGCGAUUGCCCGGUUGCAAAGUGGACAAGGGGAAGCUGGGCCGGAAAAGGCAAAAGGUGCAGUGGAAAUUGGAAGGAACGAGCCACGGAUGGUCGAGAGUGAUGAUUCUCGGGCCGGUUCCUCCACCGAGGUCCUGAAGAUGCUUGAGACUUUGGCAAAACGGGUGGAUUCGACCGAGAAGAGAGUCGAGACAUACAAUUCUCGGGUGGACCAGAUACCGGGGGCUCCACCUUUACUGAAGGGGCCGAAUUCGAAAAGGUACGUCCAAAGGCCUUUUCCACCGAGCGCGGCCCCGAAACUGAUCCCGAAGAGGUUCAAAAUGCCCGACAUCCAGAAGUACAACGGCACCACGGACCCGCACGAGCACGUGACUUCAUAUACUUGCGCCAUAAAAGGCAAUGAUAUGGAAGAAGAUGAAAUUGAGUCGGUAUUGCUGAAAAAAUUUGGGGAAACUCUGUCGAAAGGAGCGCUGACAUGGUAUGACCAUCUACCCGAGCACUCGAUCACUUCGUUCGAAAUGCUGGCUGACGCCUUCGUAAAGGCACAUGCCGGUGCCAUCAAGGUGCAGGCCCGUAAGGCCGACAUCUUCCGGAUAACUCAAAGGGACGAUGAGUUACUAAGGGAGUUCGUGACCCGGUUCCAGAGGGAACGGAUGGAAUUGCCCCCGGUGCCAGAGGAAUGGGCCGCACAAGCUUUCACAAAAGGGCUCAACAUGCUAAGCUCGGUUGCCUCGGCCAAGUUGAAGGAGAAUUUGCUGGAAUACGAGGCCAUAACAUGGGCCGAUGUCCACAAUCGGUAUGAAUCGAAGAUUCGGGUAGAGGAUGAUCAAUUCGAGCUCUCCCCGAUAAAGCUGAAGGCGGACAGAGGUUUCGAGAAACCGAGGAGGGGUUAUGAAGCAAAGUCCGAAUCAUCUAAAGAAAGAUUUCGGCCAUACUCGCACCCGGAGCGAUCAAAUUCCAGGUCGGAAAAGCCAAGGGAAGGCCCGAGCCACUUCUCAGGUCGAGGUAGCAAGCUGGACGCGCGCCCGUUAAAUAGCCGGGGUCUCUCGUUCAGAAGCGAUACCGGAAGUUCAGCCAGCAAUAAAGGCCCUCCAAGGAUUUCGGAGUACAACUUCAACGUCAGUACCUCGGAUCUUGUCUCGGCCAUCAGUCGUAUCUCGAAUGUGCGGUGGCUGAAACCACUGAAAACAGAUCCGGGGCAAGGGGAUCCGAGCAUGGUUUGUGAAUAUCACGGGACCCAUGGUCACAAGACUGAGGAUUGCCGCCAUUUGAGAGAGGAGGUAGCCCGGUUGUUGAAAAACGGCCACCUCCGAGAUCUAUUGAGCGAGCGGGCCAGAAACUAUUAUAAGGGAAGGGAAGUUCAUCAGAGGGUCGAACCAGUUGAACACCAGCAUAUAAUCAAUAUGAUAGUCGGGGGGAUUGACAUCCCUCGGGUUCCGAUAAUGAAGAGGACAAAGAUUUCCAUCAUUGGGGAAAAACGUACCCGAGACCAUUUACCCGGAGGUUCCAUCUCUUUCGACGACGGGGACGCAGAGGGCAUCAUUCAACCGCACAAUGAUCUAUGCGGUAAUUUCGUACUUAUCUUUAAGACUAAGGUUAAACGUAUUUUGAUUGACCCAGGUAGCUCGGCCAACAUCAUUCGAUGGAGAGUGGUCGAACAGUUAGGACUGCUCGAUCGGAUCGUACCGGCAACCCGGGUACUCAGCGGGUUCAACAUGGCAAGCGAAACCACGAAAGGGGAGAUCUCAUUGCCCGUGAACAUUGAAGCCGCCAUUCAACAAACUUUGUUCUACGUGAUCGAAGGGGACAUGAAGUACAAUGCGCUAUUGGGCAGACCUUGGAUACAUAGCAUGAGGGCGGUACCUUCAACGUUGCAUCAAUUGCUGAAAUUCCCCACCCUAGAGGGAGUGAAAACCAUCCGCGGUGAGCAGCCCGCAGCAAAGGAGAUGUUCGCUGUAGAGGAAUCAGUGCCCCGGCCUAAAGAACCGGCUCGCAAAGAAAUGGGUAUAACCGGAGGGGAAGCCCCCCAAUAG